AUGACGAAGACGGAAGACGGCAAAUUCAGGCUCAGUCGGUCCCAGCCCAGACCUUACACCCAAGCGCGGGCCGACUUUGAAGAGGAGGUCAACUGGAGCUGGUUCGAAAGGUACUAUCUCGGGCAGCCGGGCUCUUCCCAGCCGGCGCAGGAAGAGUUGGUUUCGGAGGGUGGAGGGGCCUGGAUGGAAGCGAUAUCAGACAUGAAGGCCGGUGAAGAAGAAGACGAAGAAUUCGAAGAAGACGAAGAAGAGCCGGCAGAGGAUGAAGACGAAGAUGGCGGUAAGGGGAAGGCGAGGGCGAGAGCGAGGGCGAGAGCGAAAGGGAAAGGGAAAGAAAUAGAGAAGCCACCGCCCAAGAGGGUCGGCAUUUCGCCGAUAUCCCGCGUCAAGGAGUUCGUUGACCGACCUUCUUCUUCGUCCAGCAGCGGUUUACCGUCAAUUCAAGAGGAAGAGGAGGAGGAAGAGGUGGAGGUGGUGGAUGACGAGGAGGUGGACGACGAGGAGGUGGAGACGGGGGCCGGGGCGUUGCAGGAGAUGCUGAGGAGAGCUGAAACUCUGGCAGCCAGUCGUGCUGAAGCUGCAAUGGCGGAAGCAGACCAACUUUUCCAGGCGGGUUUGGCUAGGUUGGUUAGCCGGGAGCCAAACCGGAGCAAUACUGGCGAAGGCAAGGCGGACCCGGCUGACCCUGCGCUCAGGGGCGGGGAGUGGGAAGAUUGA
This is a messenger RNA of Sodiomyces alkalinus F11, 717 nucleotides long. RefSeq lists its product as hypothetical. The record is from RefSeq and is a predicted model, not a curated record. The coding region runs from base 1 to 717 and encodes 238 amino acids. NCBI's taxonomy places the organism in Eukaryota, Fungi, Ascomycota, Sordariomycetes, Glomerellales, Plectosphaerellaceae. The transcript is spliced from 2 exons.